GCCGUGCUCAAAGGGCCGCAAUCACACUCAAAAAGAGAUUGGGGCUACGAGGGGCGAAGUUUAGCUUGGCCCGCGUCGGAUUGUCGGUCUGGCACAAUCUGAGAGACAGUCCUGUGUCUCGAGCAAGUGAAGUGGGGCUUUCUUGAAUGCACGGAACUGUAGCUACGAGCUGUAGUACACAUCGGUUUCCUCGACAAUCUAAGACCUUCGAAGCUGCAAGCCAGUUCUGCAUAGUCUCUCAAACCCAAGAAAUUGUCUUCUCCAGUCAACUCCUAACUUUCUGACUGCCUGACUGCCUGACGGCCUGACUGCCUGACGGCCUGACGGCCUGACUGCCUGACGGCCUGACUGCCUGACUGCCUGACGGCCUGACCAGACUAGUAUCUUUUCCUGGGGUCGCUUUAGAACAGAUAAGUCAUCUUUUCCACAUUGAUUUCUUUUCGAGUAAGUGAUGGUCGACCAUGCAGGAACAGUCGAUAUUAAUAAGUAAUUUCCUUGCACUGGUUUCCUUGCACUCCCCCGCUCUCCAUUCGAAGCACCGUGAGCGGAACGAGUAGUAGAAAAGUCUAGGUCUCCUCGAGCCUCGCGCCUUAGAUUCCGAAUCCGAAAAUCGAAUUCGAAAUUUCAACCUGAAACCAUCUCACCCGCGGUGUCACGCGCCAGCAUCCAUCUCACCACGCGACCCGUCCAGAGCUUAUGGCUGGCGGAGGCGGCUCCAUCGGCGCACAUGGCGCCGCAAGUCCCGCCGCGAUAGCCGCACCCAAGCCUACAGGAAUGGCGGCGAUCGUGCAGCAAUCCAUGGCGGUUCAGUUCAUUGUCGACCCGUCCACCGCCGCGAUUCUCGGCGCGAGUAAAGGCGCGUCGCGAACGCUGGGCCCGGCGCUUAACGACCAGACGUCUCUCCUCGAUAUCACCUUCCUCUCGCAAAACAAGUGGCGGCAUCUGAUUCGCCAGCUCAGCCGCGGGCAGGUGGAAAAGAUUCACCUGCCCGGGAUCAUCCGCGCCAAGCAGCCUCGAGUGUCCAUGCGACUGUCCACGUCAUCAGCAGCCGCGGCAGCGUCGUCGGCAACCUCGAGGAAAUCAGUGGGGGGCGUCGCGAGAUCGAGGCCGUCAUCAUCCGACCGUCCAUUACACCAAGCUGGAACGGCCGCGAUUGACGCAGCCGCUUGCACGCGGCCGAGCGAUGUCUUUAAAGCCGACUUACCGGAAAUCGACAUUCCUAAGAACGUCCCCAGUACACCCCCACUGCCGUCCGCGAGCAGUAGUACUACGAGUUCUAGUAGUGCUGUUAGGCGCGACUCUAGUGCAGGUCGCGGCUCGUAUCCCCGCCGAAUGCGGUCGACGUCGUUCGGACGCGGCGACGCGAUUCCUGAGAAUGGCAGCGGCUCGACGGUCAGCGCGAAUAGCGCCGACAUCGGCGUUACCACCGCCGUUUGCGGAGCGGAAGGCGCGAGUGCGUACUACAGUGAAGGUGACUCAAAGGGAUGCGGUGAGAAUCCGCCGCCUGGCGACAGGAUGAUCCCCUCGAUAUUGCGUGCCUCGCCAAAAGCCGCGUCGCAAAGGCUACCGUCACCGUCGUCCCUCCCGCCGCUUCUUCCGGCGACGGACUCAGCUGACAGCAGCAGCAGCGGAAGGAGCAGCGCCGGCAGCAGCAGUAGCAGCGGCCGGCACGUCGGCCAGCAUAGCGGUCCGAGCCCGUGGGACGGCGGCGAUUCCUCCCCCCCCACUCCCUCCCCGAACAGCAUCAUCGGGAACUGUCUUCCCGCCAUUGGCGCCGCCAUUGGCGGAUCACCCAGCGCGGCCGGCGCGGGCCGGCUGGGCGCUAUGAUGGUUGCGCGCGCGACGACUCCCGCCCUCCCCGGUCCGCGGGAAGCGGAAGGGAUGACGGGCAGCAACGGCUCGCUUUCGCCCGCGCCCAGCGGAGGGGUUGGCGGAAGCAGCGAGGGAGGCAGCGGAAGCGGGGGAAGGCGAGGGGCGGGAAGGAUGAUAACGAUGCGCGGGCGCAAGGCGGACAAGCGGGGGGGGAAGGUUGCGACGGGGAGCGAGUCUUGCGCCAUGAACCCGCCGGCGCUGCCAGCGCCGCAGCAGCAACAGGAGCGGAUGCAGAUCGACGGGGCCGCGGACACGGAAAAGCGCGGGGAACGAGCGCUGGCGGAAGGAUCGACGGAAGGCGUUUCCGCGCAAGGGAGGCCCCCGCCACAGCGGCCAGCAGGGAAGGAGCGGGGGAAGGAAUGGCGGAAAGGUCUGAAGAGCUUGUUCGGGUCAAACUCCGUCAAGCGGAGAGGGGAUGCGGGAGAGGGGAGCGCUGGCGGAAGGGCGGGGAACACGAUUGGCGGAGGAGAGACCGUGGCGAAGGGGGAAGCAGAGGCGGAUGCGCGAGUGGGGGAGGUUUGCUCGCGUGGGGAGGAGGGGGAAAUGGCGGGCGGCGGAGGUGAUAUUCUAACGGGGAUGAAUACACCGGAGGUGGAUGAGUCGGGUGACUUUCGGAGAGUUACAGUGGAGCUACAGUUCUUUCACUUCAAUUCCUCCAAAGACCUCGUCGCCACAGUGCAAGUGCUCCCCUCUCACGCGCAGCAGCAGCAGGAGGUGCAGCAGGCGCAGGCGGUGCUGCAGCUGCAGAACUACGCCGGGCUGGGGACGGUCGUGCUCGAGGGUGUCGACGGUGUGGUAACCAGCUGUAACAGCAGCGCAACGAGCAUCUUGGGAUUCCCGGAGCCCUACAUCAUGGGGCAGACGCUGCAGCAUUUUGUAACAGAGGCUGAAAAGGCCACCUUUGCUGAGGAGUACAGCAAGGUGCAGCAGGGUGUGGAGGAGUGGUCGCAGCAGGAGAUUCGGCUGCGGAAGAUCGACCGCAGCACUGUGGCAGUCCGAAUCACGAUGACCGCCCUCUCCACCGCUGCCUCCAACACCGCUGCUGCUGCUGCUGCUGCUGCUGCUGCUGCCGCCCCCCGACUCUCCACAGCAGCAACCACCCCACAUGGCGCCACCACCCCAUCUGCUGCCGCUGCAGACGCUGUUAAAGCUGCUGCUGCUGCUGCUGCUGCUGUGGCUGGUAAGGCUUCCGCUGCUGGUGAAGCGGACACGAGCAACAUGAGUCGGACAAGCAGCCACGGGAGCGGUUCAAGCGAGAGCGAGGCAGGGAGGGCAGCAAGCAGAGAGCACACGGCAGUGCUGUGCAUGUUCCAAGACAUCAGCGCACAGAAGGCGUUGGAGCAACACAUGGAGAACUACCGCAUGAUGGUGGAGCACUUCCCCGCCGGCGCAGUCCUCAUUUCACACAAUGGGGAGGAAGGCGAAACCGUGCUCGUCAACAGCACGCUGGAAGCCAUGCUGGGGUGCGACAAGGGCAGCAUCGACAGCGUGGACAAGUGGUUCAGCACGCUGUAUGCGGACAAGGCGCGAAGAGCGCGGCAGCUCCACGAGGCGAGGCGAGUGUCCGGGAGCAGCAAGGACGUGACCAACACGGUGCAGCAGAUCAAGAAGAGGGACGGGUCCAAGCUCGUCGUGGACGUGACGACGUACCGCUUCGACCUCGGGGAAAUGUGGCUGGUCAACGAUAUUACCGAGAGCCGCAAGAACCAGUUCAAGUUCAGAAUGCUCUUUGAGCUGUCCUCGGACCCCAAGCUGCUGCUCAACCAGGAGGGCCGGGUGUUCGACUGCAACCAGUCAGCCAUCCGCAUCCUCAAGUGCGGCACCAAGGAGUCGCUCCUCGGGAAGACCCCCUGGGAGCUCUGCCGCCCGCAGCAGCCCUCCGGGCAGCGCUCGUCCUUCCUCAAGGCCGUCCUGGACGACCUCGCCGCCAGCAACAACGUCCCUGCUGGGGCCACAGCCCCCCCUGAUGCUACAGCCGAUGCCACAGGCUCUGCUACAGCCACACCUAGCGCUUCAGGCUCGGGAGGAGGCUCGGGAGCAGCAGGGAGCGCGACGGUGCUGGGAGGGGCGUCGGCGGUGGGCGGGGAGAAGCGGUACCGGUUCGACUGGCUGUUCGAGGACGAGGAGGGGCAGGACGUACCGGUGGAGGUGCUGUGCAAGAUGGUCAACUUCUUUGGCGAGCCGGUGUACCUGAUGGUGUGGCACGACAUGGCGGAGGCGCGCAAGCAGGAGGCGGAGCUCAGGCGCGCCAAGGCGGAGGCGGAGAAGGCGAGUAAAGCCAAGACGCAGUUCCUGGCUAAUAUGAGCCACGAGAUCCGGACGCCGAUGAACGGCAUCAUCGGCGUCGCGGAUCUGAUGCUCGCGACGCCGCUUACUCCGGAGCAGUGCUCACUGCUCGAAACCCUAAGAUCGUCCUCCGAGGGCCUCCUGCACAUCCUCUCGGACAUCCUCGAUUUAAGCAAGAUCGAGAACGAGAAGAUGGACCUCGAUUUUAGCAACUGGCGGUUACGCGAGAACGUGAGCAACUGCGUCGCGCUCUUCCACGGAUCCGCGCACGAGAAGAGCAUACGCCUUAAAGCGCGCGUCGAUAAGGACGUCCCGAUCGAGGUCUUCGGCGACUGCAUGCGCGUCCGCCAGGUGGUCACUAAUCUCCUAAGCAACGCGAUUAAGUUCACGUCGGCGGGGGGACACGUGUCAGUGCGCGUGAGCCUCGUCGAUCCGCACGCUCCGGGCCGCGGAAAGCGGCGGGAGUCGUUUUCGAGUUUGGAGCCGCUAAGAGAGAACUCGGAAAUGGAUAAAGUGGUGGUGCAGUUCGAAGUGAAGGACACGGGGAUCGGAAUUCCACCAGAUGCGCAGAAGAACCUCUUUCAAGCGUUCAAUCAGGCUGACAACUCCACAUGUCGUCGAUUUGGAGGCACUGGCCUUGGCUUGGCCAUCUGCCGGGCACUUGUCAACCUCAUGGGUGGCGAGAUUAACCUUUCAAGCGAAGAGGGGAAAGGAUCCUCCUUCACCUUCACUGUGUGCCUUGGAGUUACCGAGCCCGCUCCCAGCGACGCAGAGAGUGCAGGGGAAGAAAGCCUCCUAGAGGACGAUGAGGAGGAGGAAGAGGAGGAGUGGGAUGAGGAGGAGGAUGACGAAGAAGGGGAGGAGGAUGACACUGAUAUGGAAGGAGGUCACGAGGGGGAGAAAGGACCCGAGGAAGGUACAACUAGUGAUGAUGACGACGACGAGCAUUGGGCGGCUCAUCUAGUUCGGGCGGCAACUGAGAUUGCCAUUGGACGGUCCCGGUCGGCACGGAGGCGGGCGAGCAAGGCAGCGACAAGUGGAGGGAAAGAGAGCAUGGGGGGGCUUGGCGAGAAGACGACGAAUGCAAUGGACUGCGAUGGUGAGGCUUUGAGAGAAUCGACAGCCCCCAGGUCCCUGUGGUCCGCCCGAAGCCGCACGCUUAACCGCAGCCCGACCCCUCGGCAUAAGAAGGCCCUGCGCCGGGCAGAUUCGAAAGAGAUUUUCCUGCCCAUUGCUCUGCCUGCUGAUACCAGUAUCAGCAGCAGUACCAGCAGCCCGGGCAACAAUGCCAGCACUAUUAGUGCUGCAACGAGCGCUGUUGCAGUUUCUGCAGGUCACGCUCGGCCCUCUACCUCCCCAUCUUUAUCGCAAACCCUUGGAACUAUCCCCCCUUGCCCCACUCUCACUUGGCCCCCUACCCAGUCCGCCCCUCCCCCUGCUCAGCCUGCCCCUUCUGCAGCUCCCACUGCUGCCAGUCCUCCUGCAUUUAGUUCUGCUAGCCCCUCAGCAGUUGCUGCUGUCAGGAGUCUGUUCAGUAAGUCUAGAAGCGAAACCAAUCUGCUCAAGUCGGGUGUAUCGGAGGGCAAUUUCCUCAUAGGCAGCAGGAGGAGUCAGUCUGGCCGUCACAACAACACAGGUUUAGACAACGGUAGCAGAGCCAGCAUUGACAAGCGCGCAGACAGCAGCAGCAGCAGCAGCAGCACGAGCGAUCUGAAGGGCGGGACUCACGGUAACAGAAGCGUCGGCAGUAGCAGCAGCGGCAGCAGCAGCAUGCGCAGCAGCAGCAGCACGAGCGAUCUGAAGAACCAGGCUCACAGUAACAGAAGCGGCAGCAGCAGCAGUGGCGGCAGCGGCAGCGGCAGCAUCAGGACCAGCAGCAGCACAAGCAAUCUGAAGGACCAGGCUCACGGUAAUAGAAGCGGCAGCAGCAGUGGCGACGCCAGUAUCAGAUGCAGCAGCAGCACAAGCGACCUGAAGGACCGGGCUCGCACUAACAGAAGCGGCAGCGGCGGCAGCAGCGGCAGCAGCAAUGGUGGUCGACGGGUGUCAAUAGCACUGAACAAACCCUCUGCAUCCUUCAAGUCACAUUCCUUGCAAGAAAGCUCCAGCCCGACGCCUCGGCGGUGUAAGACACAGGAGCGCCCCCCCCGCUCCCCCUGCUCCUCUUCCUCCUCUGCUACACAUGGCGGGCACAAGAAAGUUUUCACGGACGAGCUGCCCGAGCAGCUGCCCGAGUGCGUGAAAUCGUGGAAGGUUCUUGUAGCUGAAGACAACAUGGUGAACCAGAUGGUGGUUACCCGCAUGCUCAAGAACCUUGGGAUUGCCGCUGAUAUUGCGGACAACGGGCUGAAGGCGCUGCAUGCCUGCGAGGGGAACUACUACGACUUCAUUCUUAUGGACUGCCACAUGCCUGAGAUGGACGGCUUGGAGGCCACAAGACAGAUCCGGCAGGCGGAGCAGCUGCUGCCCAGCCGGCCACCCAAGUUCAUCGCGGCGCUCACUGCGAGCGCGUUUGACUUCGAGCGCGAAGCGUGCUUCGCUGCUGGCAUGAACCACUUUCUGACCAAGCCCAUCCGGCCGAAAGACCUGGAGGACCUUGUGAUGAAGCUGGUGGAGAUGCGGAGAUGAGGAGAGAAGAGGAAAAGCGGAGUGAGGGGCCUGUGUGUGAGUAUGGUUACAUGCUGCUGGCAUGAACCACUUUCUGACUAAGCCCAUCCGGCCCAAGGAUUUGGAGGAUAUUGUGAUGAAGCUGGUAGAAAUGAGAAGAUGAGGAGAGGGGGUGAUGAUGAUCCUGCACAAGGGUGGGGAGACGAGAGAGGUCUGUGUGUUAGUAGGUGAGUCAUGGCCAAUCUUUCACCAAUGCGAGCCCAUCUGAUCUGACCCAAGGGCCUAAAAGCUGACCCCAGCAAUGGGAGGACGUAGCAUGGCAUGACAAUCGUAUGGCAUGUGACCAGGUUAACGACACCCGUUUUGUCCAACGUAUGCUUGACUGGUGUGCCUUGUUUGUAUCUUUAACAAGCUUUCGUUUUCUUCAGGGGUGUUGACAAUGACGGAUGGAGCCUGCAUUGCAUACAUUUUUCUGUCAGCAUUCUAUUGUGAAUUUACAA
Molecule: messenger RNA, 7265 nt
Organism: Closterium sp. NIES-67
Lineage: Eukaryota; Viridiplantae; Streptophyta; Zygnematophyceae; Desmidiales; Closteriaceae
Source: the annotation of a GenBank genome assembly